AAAGCUCGUGCGACCGCGCGCCCAGGGAUCUGCCAGUGGGGAGGCCCGACCCCACCCGCAGUGGCUGCGGCCUGGGGCGGGGUGGGCGGGGCCAGGGAGGGCGGGGCGGGGCCAGGCCAGGGAGGGCGGGGCCGGGCCGUGGGGCCUGAGGGCGGGGCCGAGCUAGUGAGGGCGGGGCCGGGCCGUGGGGCCUGAGGGCGGGGUCGGUGCUGGUCACGCCCCGGGUGCGUGCUGACGCCACGGCGGCGAACGCCGGAAGCGGAGCUGGCGUACGCCGUUGCCGGGCAACAGGGCGGCGUGGGCUGGAGGGGACGGCUGGUGGCAGGUUUCGCCCGGCUCGUCCCGGCCGGGCCCAAGCGAGGCGGCGACGAAGGUGCGUGCGGGUCCUGGGUCUAGGACGCGUGGGGACCCUUGCGAGCCGCGGGCUGGGCGCUCAGCCGGCCACCUCGGACCCUGUCCAGACCCAGGCGGUCCAGGGCUGCCCUGCGGGCCGCGUGCGAAAGGGACUCUCUGGAGACCCCCGGGCGCCGUACCCCUCCUUCCCACUUGGGCCUCCAGUGGGAGCCCGGAUCCCGCUCCUCUGGUCAGCGUGGGGCUCCAGGCCCGCUCGCAACUCUCCAGAGAAGGAGCCCCGCCUUGGGCCGCUCGUCGCACACCUGCAGUGGGUCCGGGACGCGCGCCUGUGUCGGACUCUGCGCCGGCGCGCGUAGGAGGAAGCCAGGACUCCCGGGCGACCGAGCCGUGCCUGUGGCUUGUGUCAGCCCCACAGCAGCACGUGGGCACUCUCCACCAUCAGCCACUGGGCAGCCCGGGGCACUCCUGCGCGUCCCAGGCCCUCUCCAGGGCAGGGGAAGGUUGCGCGGCCAGCACUGUGGUGUGCGUGUCUUAAGAGCAGCCGCCCAUCGGGCCUGGCGACUCCAAGAUGCAAGACAGGCAGGAGCUGGAGGAAGAGCCUUUGAGUGACUUCCAGGAGGAGGCUUCCCUCCGAGUGGCACCUGAGAGGCUGAGUGAUGACAGUUUGGAAUGGAUACGAAUCUCCCCUGACCUCCUUCUGUCGGAUGGGAAAGCCAGCAACUCCCUGCCCCGUCAGGGCGGUUCCACCGGCACUACCCGGUGUCCUGACCCUGGGGAACACAGCAGCACUUGGGGGGAGUUUGAAGGCUUUCGGGAAUCUUCAGCUAAGUCUGGACAAUUCUCGCAGUCCCUGGAACUCCUGGAGGGGCCCACAGAACUCCAGCCACCGAGAACCACUUCUGCCCCAAAGGAGUGUAGUUCUCACCAACCGUGCCAGGGUGGACCUUGGGUGACAGGAACUGCUGCUGUCCCACCUUCUGAGCCCAUUCUCAGCUCUGAGAGCAUUUUAAAGUGUGCUUUUCAGGAAAUAACAGUUCAACAGGCAGCUGAAGACAUUUCCACCCUAGACCAUUUCCUAGAAGUAAGCAGUGAAGAGCCUGGCCUUGAAUGUGUACAUAAACUGUGUAAUGAAUCUAGAAGACUCUGGAGAGCCCUUCAGAACACACACACGUCUGCUUCUCAGUGCCUGUGGAACGAAUCUCAUUGCCAGGAGAAGUUUGUUCUCAUUCUCGGGAUGGAUGCCAUCGUUGUUAUUUGGCACAGGAGCCUAGCAGGUCACGAUGGUCCCCGGCAUGCCCCGUUUGCAGUGGCUCUGCUCCUGAGCUACUCCAGGAGGGUGCUUCUGAGGCCACCUGUCCUCCUGCCCGCUGUCCCUGCUGACCAGCUCCAGGCCUGAUCCUGUGCAGCCAUACUCACUGUGAAAGGCCUGCACCUCAGCCUAGGAGGGCAGGGGGCCUGGCCUAGGCCGCAGUUCCUCACUACACCUCAUCCUCAGCUAAGAGAAGCUGCUUUCCCACACCUGCUACUUCAGGGCCUAUUAAAUAAGUAUUUAAAACAAAAACAAAAAGAGGGGCCAAGGCAGGAGAAUUGCUUGAGCUCAGGAGUUCAAAACCAGCCUGGGCAACAUAGUGGUUUUGUUUUUUUUGAGAUAGUUUUGGAGUGCCCCAGCACCCACUCCAGCUGCACACAUGCACACCUGUGCGCACACACACGCACACCCUCCUAUGCCACCCAGACAGUCCCACAGCGGGCAGCCAGGGUGGAGGGAGCAGCUUCCUACCUGUGUCUCACCGUGGGACAGGGCUUGGGUGACUCGGAUAGCCAGUCCCUGAAAUGGGCUCAGCCUCUGGCCAGGGACAGGAGACAGAGGCACCGCCUCAACUGAGCUCUUGGAGCUGGGCACCCCUCCUUGUUCUCCUGCCCCUCAGUGGGUGGCUGGUCCUACUGGGUGCCUGGGCCCAGUGCAGCUGCCACAGGCCAGGCCACCAGACUGGGCUGGAAGAACAGGGUGAAGAUGGGAGAGCGUCCUGGGAGCAGACCUCCAGCUUGAGGGCAGCAAACACCCCACCUGGCCCUUGCCCUGCAGGCUCCCCAACUUCAUCAGUGGUGGGACCCACACCAUGGUGCCCUCUGUUCCCAGGCCUGCUCAGCUCUUUGUAGGGUCCUGGAACGCCCCUUCGUUGACCCCAGUGAGAAGUGAACCCACCUCUAAUGAAAGUCCUGUCUGUCAACCAAAUGCAGCCCACAGGCCUGACUGUGCUGCUGGGUCAGCUCAGGUAAGGGGAUGCCUUGGCAGUGGCCACCGGGCAGCCGGGUGGCAGGUUUACUGGGCACGCUAGAUUUCUCCACAGCCUGGAGAGGUGUGCAUGCAGGACACAGGAGCGCUCAUCAGGCAGAGGCUGCAUGGUCCCAACAGUCCCGCCCAGGUUGCUUUGUUUUGGACUGUGGCGGAGUUUUCAACUCCACUCUGGGCGUCUACCCAACAGGGGCCUGUGAACCCCCACCCUGUGCAACUUGCUAACCUUCAAACAGAUCCAUCUAACCACCCCAGUCUGAUGGGCUGCAGGAAUGUCACGAGGCCUCAGGCCAACCCAGGAUUGGGGUACAGUUUAUGUAUCUGGGGCCUUUUCACAAAAAGAUGAGGUGCUGAAGGGUCCCUGGAGGCCCCGGAGGUGGCAGGGAGAGCCCGAGCCUGGUGUCUGCAGGCGGAUGAGCCACAGCACGGUAGCCGUGGCCAGCAGGGCACUCAGCGCACCACUUCUGGGGCUGUUCUUGGAACUUCCACUCCCGCUCUCUGUAGUUUUCUCAAAGCUCUUGCUCUGGAACUGACCAAACUGUUACCCAAGAAGCCGGCCUUCACCUGCACCUCCAGCUCAUUCAGCGGUUCUCAGCUAGGGCAGUCUGUGGAGCUGCUCCCGGCCUACUCUGCAAGGCCCGCCAGCCCCUGCCGGCCUCCUCUGCGCAGUGCAGAGGCUCAUUCGGGCCCAGUGCAGGAGGCAAGGGGGCGGACCUGAGAAGCAGGGGCUUAUCUCCCAGGGGCAAGGCAGAGUGAGGGAUGGGCCACGCAGGGUGCGCCUGCACGGGGCAGCAGCCCCAAGGGCUUAAACUGUCCCCAGCUGCAGUGAGCCAUCAGGUGACAUCUCACUCAAAGGCUGCACUUGGCAGUGACAUCCUCCCAGACGGCGCUGGCCGGUCCUGAGAAUACUGCAAAGCCUCAUCAUUGAGGAAGAGAUAUGACCCUUGAACCCUCAGGCACCCACACAUCACAACUCCCUCCCUCCCUGCCUCCACUACAAGCCCUGAGCUGGCACUGAGGACACAGCCACCUCCACACGGGGCCUUCCUGAGUAAAUGCAAUGACCCAGCACACACAGCACCACCACAAGAAAGCGUGGCUCAGCCACUGCAAAAUCCCAGUUAAGGAUGUGGCUCGCUGGUUGCAGAUGGAAACUUCUAGCAACCCAGAAACCAACUGUGAGUUCAUGAAGAGGGACGUGAUCCCAACACCGCCUUCAGGCAGACACCGAUGCACACACGGAGUGCGGCAGCUCAGACACCCGCCCACCCCAGCCCUUACCCGCCUGCGCUCCGCUCGCCCGCUCAUCCGGCUACACCGAGACUCCGCAGGGCCAGCACGAUGUCAGCAUUUGUUCCACAGUUUGCUGCCGAGUCCUGCUUCUGUCACUGCCCUGCCCACUUCACUAAAGAAUGAACAUCCUGGGAGAAGGUGCCUGGCAGCUGUGGCGCAGCAGGGAUCCAGGCCAUGAUGACGGCUCAGUGCUGUGGAGACCUCCCCACCAGGAGGAAAUCCUGCUCAGGCGUCUGUGGGCAGAGCAGGCAGCAUUCUCCAAGGCGCGCUCUGUCAUCCCGAAAGAUCAGUUCCCUGGGAGGAGACUAUCUUCACGCUGUUCCGCAUCUUCUAAUAAAUAAGCGGCACCCUGGAAACCAGGCACUUCCAAGGUGGAAGGGGCUCUGAAGCUGUGUGCAAAGCACCCUGCACGUGCAGGGAACAUCCCCGUGAAACCACCAACUAAAAUGCCCGCUGCCCUCGGGGUCUGGCCAGAAGCAGGCCCAGGGAACAGUGCCGAGAUUUUAGGUGAUUGGAAUUUGUAUUUCUGCUUCUGAAUAAACAUUUUACAAACAACUUAAUAAACACUUGGAAAAUA
This is a messenger RNA of Callithrix jacchus (white-tufted-ear marmoset), 4520 nucleotides long. It is a transcript of the gene CLBA1, whose product is annotated as clathrin binding box of aftiphilin containing 1. Gene Ontology annotation, molecular function: clathrin binding. The record is from RefSeq and is a predicted model, not a curated record. NCBI's taxonomy places the organism in Eukaryota, Metazoa, Chordata, Mammalia, Primates, Cebidae. Gene Ontology annotation, biological process: intracellular transport. Gene Ontology annotation, cellular component: trans-Golgi network membrane; AP-1 adaptor complex.